CGAGGGGAGGGUACGGGAAGAGAGGAGGGCGCGGCCGCCGUCGCGCAGUGCGAGCGUCACGAGCAGGGGGUGGAGGCGGCGCGGCCGCGCUGCGGAAAGGGCCAGCCCGGUAAAAGGAGCCGGAGCUCCGCGCUCUCGGGUCGCGCAGGAUUCUGCGUUCCCAUCCCUCGCCUCCGCCUGGCUGAGCCAGAGCUCUUCGCCACUGCCCUUUAUAGCCUGGCACCUUGAUGGAAACAGAUGUUGAUGGUGGUCCGAGAUAUUUGUGGGGGUUAAAAGAUUUGAACUCCAGCUGAAUAAAACAAGGGCUGAAAAUUGAAGGAUGGCAGCAAAUCCUUCAGGACAAGGUAUGUGGGAGCAUUCACAGAGCACAGUCUGAGCAGCUAGAUUUGCCUCUCUGUUCACCGAGUCUGAAAAGGAAGAUUGUGCUGCUCUUCAUUGAAUUAUGUCAUCAUCUACACAUUUUGCUCUUCCUCAUCUGAGUCUGAUCUGUGUGUUUCCAGAAUAAAAAUAGGGUUGCAAUCCUGGCAGAACUAGACAAGGAGAAGAGAAAGUUACUUAUGCAAAACCAGUCUUCCACAAAUCACCCUGGAGCCAGCAUUGCACUUGCAAGAUCACCUCUGAAUAAGGAUUUCCGUGAUCACGCUGAGCAACAGCACAUUGCAGCUCAGCAGAAGGCUGCACUGCAGCACGCACAUGCACACUCCUCAGGAUACUUCAUAACUCAAGACUCUGCAUUUGGAAAUCUUAUUCUUCCUGUCUUACCUCGACUUGAGGCAGAAUGAGGAAUGUUGUUUGUCUCAGAAAUUCAAGAUCUGAUUUUUAUCCAUAGCAGGAGCUGUCUGACCUUUUAAUUUCUUUAUGUAUCUUAAAACUUACUUUUUUUCUGAGUUCUUGCAAAUGCCAUUCAGGAGUGUGAGCUCUAAUGAUGGGGAAAUAGUGUUGAAAAUUUUUUAUCCUAUAUUUCUGUUCCUCUGUUGGGUCAAAGUCAAAUGCAAGACUUUUCUUGGAGUUUGAAGUGCACAGGGUUUGCUCUUCCCUGUUUCAGUGCUUCCUUUAAAUAAAUGUCCAAACCAGAGUCGCCAAGAGAUGCACAAUCUGAUAUCAUUUGUGUUUCUUUUUAUUAUGUACAGGUAUGAUUUUUGUAAUGAAUAAUGAAAAUUAUUUCUGUCCAUCAAAACAGACACGAAUUUGUCAAAUGCAUCAGCCAGUCUUCCUCCCCCACCCUCUCCUAUGCAGGAACAUUUCUGGUGUACUGUUUGCCAUUGUACCAUCAUCUGGUCUUAAGUCCUUAGUUACAGUGUGACUGCCUCUUACCUUGCUUUGUGAAAUAUGAAAAUGAAUUAAAGUGGGAAAAAAGCAAAUGUUUCUAACAGUCUUUUUACGGACAAAAUGUCAAAAGUUCUCUGGAUAUCUCAGAUGGAAGGUGUUGUCUGCAAAGACAAUUCCAUUUAAAAGGUCACAUUUUUCUAGUUACGCCUUUUUUGAGACUUGGUUUGUUUUAUUUUUGUUCACUUUUUUCUUUGGUUGUUUUAUCUCUGGUAAACAAUUCUAUCUUCCUGCUAGAAGAAAAUCUAGUGAUCUUAAGGCCAAUUAUUUUGGAACUGUGAUUGUGCUACCAGGAUAAAGUAACUUAGAGUGAAAAAUAGUCCUUACUUAGACUUUCUUAUAUCUCCACAUCUUUCUUAUGUCGUUAUGCUACUACACUGAUUGCAUUGCCUUUGCAUUGCCUUAGAAAACAGAAAAGAGCAGGAAAACUUCCAUGAGAAUGAUAAAUCAGAAAGCAUAUGUUAAACUUGUGCUCGUUUGAAACAGCUUUGUCCUUUGCAGAAACUUAACUGUCCCUUGAAGUUUCCAGGGUUGUAGUUUGCAUUUCCUUAGGGACAUCUAGGGUAUUCUGUUUCUGUAUGCAGGGGAUUGCCUGAACCCAGUAAGCACUACUGACCUAUCUGUUCAUAUUUCACUGUUAAUAUUUGCAGUAAUCAUGAAUACAGAACAAAUACCAAGAGAUGGGUGCAGGUAUGAGGAAAAUGCCAUUGCUUUCAUAUACCUCUGGUGAACAUAGACCUUUUCAGAAACUGGAGCAUACUGAAACAUUUUCAGGAAGGAGAAUCUUCUGGACCCAGCCUGGUAGAGCUUAAAGAAGUGCAAUUUUAACAAGAACUGUUCAUACCAUAUGCUUUUUUUCUGGGUUCUGAUGUGAUGAGUCAUGGGAAUGAUGAUGGGUUUUGUGGGCAGUGGAGAAAUAAGUCACUUCUGUUUUCUGUGGUUGGCUCUGUGUAGCUUUUUCUUUUUGAUUACCAAGAGUGCAUAUUAAAUUGUCCUGACUAUUCAUUA
Haemorhous mexicanus (house finch) is the source of this 2334-nucleotide messenger RNA. RefSeq names its product INTS3 and NABP interacting protein (gene INIP). Gene Ontology annotation, cellular component: nucleoplasm; SOSS complex; nucleus. The record is from RefSeq and is a predicted model, not a curated record. Gene Ontology annotation, biological process: DNA repair. The transcript is spliced from 7 exons. The coding region runs from base 558 to 782 and encodes 74 amino acids. Lineage: Eukaryota; Metazoa; Chordata; Aves; Passeriformes; Fringillidae.